Molecule: messenger RNA, 2241 nt
Organism: Cantharellus anzutake
Lineage: Eukaryota; Fungi; Basidiomycota; Agaricomycetes; Cantharellales; Hydnaceae
Exons: 14
Coding region: 1-2241 (746 amino acids)
Biological process (GO): protein peptidyl-prolyl isomerization
Molecular function (GO): peptidyl-prolyl cis-trans isomerase activity; protein binding
Source: RefSeq, a predicted model, not a curated record
AUGGUUGCGUCCCUCGUUACAUAUCCCCAUGAAGUUAUCCGUACACGGCUUCAGAUAGAGAAAUCACCAGAGCAAGCAAGCACCCUCUCACUACCAAACAAUAGCCGAAGGCUAUCCCCAUUGUCAUCAUUGUCCCCUGGUGUCUCAACUCCCCAUCCCGUACAGUUCCGCGCCAGCUCCAUAGCAAUCAUUCGAACAACGCGAUUGAUCAUUAGGGAGAACAGUUGGAGGGGCCUGUACCGGGGGAUUUCAAUAAACUUAAUGCGAACCGUCCCGAACAGCGGGAUCACGCUCCUUACUCGUUCGGGGGGAUUCCAGACGAGUGAAAUUUCCGCCAUUUCUUCCCAUGCAACGGGGGACCAAGCUGAAUUUGAUGCGCCCCAAAAUGCAGAUGAGGAGGAAGAGGACGUUGGUCCGAUGCCUGUGCCGGAGAAUGGAGUGCCUCGAAAGAAGCGGAAAGUCUUACCUCAUGAGAAGCUUUUCCUUGAGCAUUUACCUAGCGCUGAUCGGUACUCGAAGAGCUUCAUGCAUCGGGACAUGCUUAACUACGUCGUCGUCACUAGGACGGAUUUCGUCGUUACCACAUCUGUGGAUGGACAUCUUAAGCUAUGGAAAAAGCAAGAAGUUGGUAUUGAAUUCGUCAAACACUUCCGCGCACACCUGUCUCCUAUAGUUGGUGUCGCUGCGAGUAGUGAUGGCACGCUAUUUGCGAGCAUCGCUGAGGACCAAAGUGCGAAGGUCUUCGAUGUCGUCAACUUCGACAUGAUUAACAUGUUGAAGCUAGGAUUUAUUCCACGUACUUGCUGUUGGGUCCAUCGUCGGGGGCAAGCCCAAUCCUUGUUGGCUAUAUCCGACCAGGAUUCCAGCACCAUUCGCAUCUAUGAUGGCCGAGGCGACGGGAAGCCGCUCGAGACUAUCAUUGGUCUGCACAAAUACCCAGUGCAUCUAAUGGCGUACACAGACCGUUUUGAUACAGUAAUCUCUGCUGAUCAGUCGGGGUUCUUGGAGUACUGGCAGCCAAGGGAGCCAUUUGAACCCCCCAAAGACAUCCCCGGCAUGUGGGAAUUUAAGAGCUCCACUGAUUUGUAUGAAUUUAAGAAGAGAAAGUCCACACCCACCAACCUUUCAUUCUCCCCCGACUCCACUCACUUCGCGACCAUAUCGUUUCCAUCUCAAUCGAUACGAGUGUUCAAUUUUUUGACAGGGAAAAUGACUCGCCACUAUGACGAGUCGCUCACUGCGGUUCAGGAGAUGCAGCAAGCAGGCACUGCUGCGUAUAAUAUCGAUGAUAUGGAGUUUGGACGGCGUCUUGCUGUUGAGAGGGAGCUUGAAAAGGAUCAACGUGCUGGGGAAAUAAUGAACGUCAUUUGGGAUGAGAGUGGGAGCUUCAUCCUCUACCCGACUCUGUUGGGGAUAAAAGUUGUGAAUAUCCUUAACAAUCGGGUUGUUAGACUUCUGGGAAAAGAUGAAACAGGAAGAUGGCUGAAUCUUAGUUUGUAUCAAGGUGCACCGGCUAAAAAAGGCUUCUCCACGUUGGCAAUGAAAGCAUCUGCCAAUCCGAUUCUUCAAAGCAAAGAGCAGCGUGACCCAACCCUUUUUUGCACCGCGUUCAAACGUCCGCGAUUCUAUAUGUUUACUCGUGCCGAGCCAGAGGAUAAUAAGGAUGGCGGAGAUCGCGAUGUCUUCAACGAGAAGCCUACACGAGAAGAGCAAUCCCUUGCUCUUCAGCACAGCGAUUCAGCGAAGCUCUCCGCCAACCCGAACUCUCCCUAUGCUCAAGCUGCAGCAAUCCACACGACCAUGGGCGAUAUUCAUAUGAAGUUAUUCCCCGAGCACGCGCCGAAAACUGUGGAAAAUUUCGUAGGACUAGUUCGCAAAGGUUACUACGAAGAUAUCAUCAUCCACCGGGUCAUUAAGAAAUUCAUGAUUCAAACUGGUGAUCCUCUCGGUGAUGGCACUGGUGGUGAAUCGUUGUGGGGACGUGAAUUCGAAGACGAGUUCACGCCUGCCCUCAAGCACGACCGCCCAUAUACAGUCAGUAUGGCGAACGCCGGGCCAAACACAAAUGGGUCACAAUUCUUCAUCACUACGAAUGUAACACCAUGGCUCGACAACAAGCACACUAUUUUUGGCCGCGUGCUUUCGGGACUUGAAGUCGUACAUGCAAUUGAGAACGUCAGAACGGACAAAAGUGACAAGCCAUUUGACGACAUUAAAAUCAUCAGUAUCGACUUGGAAUAA